AUGGCUACAGACCAGACAUUUUCAGGGGGUCAGGAGAAACCCCAAGGCAGCCCCGGGUCGGAGCUGCUGCAGUCUGUACCACCGCCAGGAGCCCUCGCUGGAGGGCAAGACAGCACCUGUGAGACUUGGCACCUGAGCUUCAGGGCAUUUACGAGCUCCGAGGAGUCGGACCCCCUCGACGACCUGGGGAGGCUCUGUGAGCUCUGCUACCUGUGGCUAAGGCCGGACCUUCACACCAAGGAGCAGAUCCUGGACAUGCUGGUGAUGGAGCAGUUUAUGAUCUCCAUGCCUCAGGAGCUUCAGGUCUUAGUCAAGGAAAGUGGUGUGCAGAGCUGCAAAGACUUGCGGGACCUGCUGAGAAGCAACCAGACCCCCAAGAAAUGGACCAUAGUCACCUUACAAGGACAGGAAUUUCUUGUGCAAAGGUCAGAUGCUCAGAUGGCCGAAGCUGAGGUCAGUGACAUGGACCUCGUGACGGACUUGUCCAAGAAGCCCCAAUCCUUUGUGAGUGAGACACAUCCAGAGGACAGCCAGAAAGUCAGCAGACAGCUGCAGAAUCUGCCAGGAGUCAAUGAACCGUCAACGGGGCAGGGACAGAACGUUCUCCUGCCAGAGACCAUUCCUGGGAAAGGUGUACGGGAGGGUCUGAGACCCACGGAGAACUUGAAGAAGAAUCUGAUGGAAGAUCUGGAAGAGACAACGAUACUGACAUCCCAAGAGCCUCAGCUUCUGCAGGGUCCUGGACAGACACCAGCCCUAUGCAGCAUAUGUAAGAAAGGAUUUCGUUAUAAGUCCCAGUUUUACAUUCACUGGAGGACACACACGGGAGAGAGGCCUUUCAAAUGCGAUACCUGUUCUGGGGGUUUCAUGCAGACUUCAGACCUCCGAGUCCACCAGCGAAUCCACACAGGCGAGAAGCCAUACUCCUGUGACCUCUGCCACAAGACAUUCACCCACGACUCCACCCUGCGGAGUCACUGGAGGGUCCACACAAAGGAGAAGCCUUACCCGUGUGAAGACUGCGGGAAGACUUUUAGCCACAAAGGGAACCUCAACGUCCACCGACGCACCCACUCGGGAUUAAAACCCUACACGUGUCACGAGUGUAAAUGUGCCUUUCGUCAGCUGGGAACUUUUAAACGCCACCAAAAAACACAUGCAAAGUGA
Odobenus rosmarus divergens (Pacific walrus) is the source of this 1167-nucleotide messenger RNA. RefSeq names its product zinc finger and SCAN domain-containing protein 5B-like. Gene Ontology annotation, molecular function: RNA polymerase II cis-regulatory region sequence-specific DNA binding; DNA-binding transcription factor activity, RNA polymerase II-specific. Bases 1 to 1167 code for a protein of 388 amino acids. Gene Ontology annotation, biological process: regulation of transcription by RNA polymerase II. NCBI's taxonomy places the organism in Eukaryota, Metazoa, Chordata, Mammalia, Carnivora, Odobenidae. The transcript is spliced from 4 exons. The record is from RefSeq and is a predicted model, not a curated record.